Messenger RNA from Pochonia chlamydosporia 170, 1701 nucleotides. Its product is annotated as transcriptional regulator (Cti6). The coding region runs from base 1 to 1701 and encodes 566 amino acids. Gene Ontology annotation, cellular component: Rpd3L-Expanded complex; Rpd3L complex. The transcript is spliced from 4 exons. Lineage: Eukaryota; Fungi; Ascomycota; Sordariomycetes; Hypocreales; Clavicipitaceae. Gene Ontology annotation, biological process: negative regulation of rDNA heterochromatin formation; negative regulation of silent mating-type cassette heterochromatin formation. The record is from RefSeq and is a predicted model, not a curated record.
AUGGCACCACCGUCGCCGCGGCGAUCCUCGAGAGCCCGCGCGACCAAUUCCCAAUCCCAACACUCGUCCUCGUCGUCGGGGACAUCUGGACGCCUCGAAAGAAGCACCAGAUCAGUCAAUAAGCCCUCGUCGGAAAAGUCUACUCCCAGCGCCUCGCUCUCUUCCGAGCCGCUAGACGAUUUUGACGACACACUCCUAGGCAGGAGGCGCAAACGCGGGCACAACGACGACACCGAUCGAAUUUCCAGAAGUGAAAAUACAGACAUGGCUAAUGGUAGUGAUGACCUCCAAGAUGAGGAGGACGAGGCAGUCCGUUGUCUUUGCGGCUCAGAAGACUACCCUGGCCCCCCUCCCGUCGACGGUCCCGACGCCGAGAUUUUUGCGGCCAUAGACCUCACCGACGAAGUCACUGGCUUCUUCGUUCAAUGCGACAUUUGCAAGGUCUGGCAACACGGCGCUUGCGUUGGCAUAUUCAGCGCCGAAAGCUCUCCCGACGAGUACUUUUGUGAACAGUGCCGCAAGGAUCUUCACAAGAUCCAUUCAGCUUCCAACGGGCAAAAAUAUUCAAAAUAUCUCCCCUUGAAUCGAGCCUCUCGCGCCACCUCUCAGGCGACGUCCGUUGCCAAAGAUGACAAGAAUGCAUCGUCGAAAACCUCUCGCCCAAGCACUGCCACGCAGUCAUCGUCAAAACGACGAUCUACAAUGAAUAGCCGCGAUGCGGCCUACGAUGAUGAACAAUUGCGUCGGGCGAUAGAGGCGAGCAAAGAAGACAACACCCUCGACACAGAGGAAGCUACUUUGCGACGUGCAAAACGCAGCCGUAGCGAUAGCGAAGAGCACAAUAUUGCCAGCGUUAAGCGGCAGCGCACUGGUUCACGGUCGGUCUCACCGCCUGCCGAGAAACCAGAGCCACGGGAGGGUGAAAUUUCGGACGAUGAAAUGGAAACUCGCAAUGGCGCCAAGAAGUCAAGAAGCAAUCGAAAUCAAGCAGAAAAGUCAGAAAAGGAAGAUAAAGAACGCCAGCGACAGGAAGCAGCGACUAAACGCAAAGGGCGGGCGGAGCGUCGCAGGGCAGAAGACUCAGACCUCUCCGAGGAAAUGCCUCUAGCCGCUGUCAAAGUGGUGCAACAAAAACCUGCAGAGUCACCAACCAAGGAAGAAUCUCCUUCCAUUGUCCAGCCCCCAGGGACACCUCCAUCGACCCACCCGACCGCCGGUAGUUCUCAUAAGAGAGGAGCUCGAAGCAACAGGAGGGGUAAGGGAAGGAACCAGUAUACGAGAGACCGCGAUCAAGACGACGAGUCUCCAGCACGAUCCAUGUCCAGGGAUAUCCAGAAGGGUGACGAGGCCACAACGACCGGGCACCCUAAAUCAUCUGUCAACGAACACAAAACGUCCAAGGCGAAAGCUUCUAUGGCAAACAAAAUGAGCCUGCUCGACAUGAAGCGCCGCGUUGCUGCUAUUAUGGAGUUCAUAUCCCGGACACAGGUUGACCUGGCCGCCGAAGCCCCCCAUAGCCAAAGUACCAGCGGGCGGGAGACACCACAGGAAAAGCCAGAAUCAAGUCAAACAAAUGGCCAUGCCGUCAAUGGCGACACACCAGAUCCUUCCGAUAUGAACCGAUUUAAAGACUUGAAUUGCAUGGAAAUGAUGGACGUUUUGACACGCGAUAUGGUCAGGUGGCAGAACCAGUAUUCAUGA